AUGUCCUGCUACGACCUGUGCGUUCCCCAUACUGGCAUCGCCUGCCCGCAGCCCCUCGCCGACAGCCGCAACGAGCUGUGUGCGCAGCAGUGCCCCGACUCGACGGCCCUCAUCCAGCUGCCCCCCGUGGUGGUCACCUUCCCCGGACCCAUCCUCAGCUCCUUCCCCCAGCAGUCCGUCGUGGGCUCGUCCGGAGCACCCGCCUUUGGUGGCCCCGUUGCUUCGGUGGGAUACGUCACCUCGGGAAGCCCGGCCACCUCCCCGUACAGCGCUGGCGCUGCUCUCGGCUAUGGAUCCAGGGCUUCUGCGCUUCCAGCGCUCCGUGGUGGGUACCACAUCCCGUCCACCGCCUGCCGGUACAGCCAGUUCCUCCGCGGAAGCUGCGGGCCAUGCUAACGGCAGCAGAAAAGCUACAGAGGAGCAGAGGGUGACAAGAAGGAAAGACUCAGAUUCAGAGCGGUGAGGAGGAGGAGUGCUGCCUUCCUGCAGCUCUGCAGCAGAGCACUUCGGGUCUUUCUGCUUUUUGUUUUC
This is a messenger RNA of Rhea pennata, 531 nucleotides long. RefSeq names its product scale keratin-like. Bases 1 to 396 code for a protein of 131 amino acids. Gene Ontology annotation, molecular function: structural constituent of cytoskeleton. The transcript has a single exon. Lineage: Eukaryota; Metazoa; Chordata; Aves; Rheiformes; Rheidae. The record is from RefSeq and is a predicted model, not a curated record. Gene Ontology annotation, cellular component: intermediate filament.